UUUCUACAGAUAAGAGAUUUGCUCUCUAGAACCAAAAGGCCCGGGGGACUAAAAGUCAGGGAAGGUCACCACCUGGGCUUUUAUGUGGAAGGUCUGAAGUCUGUGCCUUGUGAGAACUAUGCUCAAAUUGAAAAGCUGAUGGAACAAGGAACAAGAAUCAGGACCACAACUUCAACCAACAUGAAUGCCAGCAGCAGCCGGUCCCACAUGGUCACCACCAUUCAGUUCAAGCAGGUUUUUCUAGACAGAGCCCUUACCAAACAAUCCAUCAUCAAUUUGGUGGAUUUAGCAGGAAGUGAAAGACAGAAAUCUUCAGGAUCUGAAGGAGACAGACUGAAGGAAGGAUCACGAGUUAACUUGAGUUUAACCAAUUUAGGAAAUGUUAUCAGUGCUCUGGCUGAUGCCGCGCUGGGGAAGAAAGUCCUGCACAUUCCCUACCGAGACUCGGUCCUAACCAAACUGCUCCAGUCGGCUCUGGGCGGGAACAGCAGAACUACUUUGAUUGCAACCUUAAGUCCAGCUGACAUCUGCUAUGAGGAAACUUUAUCAACAUUAAGAUACGCAGAAAGGGCUAAAAAGGUCUGGAACAAAGCUGUGGUCAACACCUGCUCACUGGCAAGAGGGUCAAGGGCAGAGAACAACAAACUACUGCUCGGAUGUGGAAACUCUGGAAUGGCAGAACAGCAGCUGGGGACUCUCACUACCCAGGGGACUUGGGCACACCUGCUAGAGCAGGCAUGGAAAGAGUGGGAGCAGCAGUACACGGCUUCGGCCCUGGAGCGGCAGCUGAUGAGGACCCUCCCUCACCUUCUCAAUGUCAAUGAGGGCCUGCAGCUCACAGGGGUCCUCGAGUACUUCAUCCAUGCCGGUUCGUGGGACGCCGGCCAGGCUGCUUCCAAUGCCAUCACUCCUCAAGGCCUGGGAAUUUCAGAUAAACACGCUUCCUUCAUGAAUUUGGAUGGUAAAGUGAUGGUCACUCCAUACAGCAAAUGUAAGGUUGUGGUCAAUGGGGUGCCUAUCACAACCAGGACAAAGCUGCAUCAUUUGGACCGCAUUAUUUUGGGAUCCAACAGUGCCUAUCUCUACAUUGGGUUUCCUUCUGAGCGAGGCUGUGAAGACUUGAGCAGAUUUGACUACGACUUUUUCCAGCUGGAGAGGGCAGCCCAGAAGGAGUGAGUGAGUGUGGCCAAGCUCGGUGCUGUGAGCAGUGGAGAUGGCCCAACAGACCCCAGUGUCCUGGCUGUAUUCCAGGACUACAUCAAACUCAUGCCACUGAUUGCAGAAGCAAAUCAAAUGAGUGAAGAGCUAAAGAAGGGACUUAAAAUGGAAUUGAAGGUGAAGAACUUAGCAUCAGACUCCAGGGCCUAUGACCUGCAAAAAGAGCUCAUGGUGAAGGUGACCAACCAAAGGACUCAUGAGGUGUGGAUUUGGUCAAAAGUCAAGUUUAUCAAUAGGAAAUUCCUAAUGGAGGAACUUUACCAGCAUUUUCUAGAUAGAGAAGACAGCCCUGUGGCUCAGGAGGAUGACCCUUUCUGGGAUCCUGUCGAGGUCAUCCACUUGGGCUCAGCCCACAUCUGGCUCCAGUCACUUGCCUACUGUAUGCAGUUUGAGGACCAAGUGGAGUUUCUGAACUGUGACGGGCUGGAGGAGGCAGUGCUGCACAUCCACAUCACCCCUUGCUCCCCAGCAGGACAAGCACAGAGCGAGGAGGAUGUGGUUACUGACCCCUUGGAGCUGCUGGGCAAGAGGAUUGAUUUCCAGAUUCACACUGUCCAUUGCCUUGGCAUCAAGUGGCUAAAGGAAGAUGCAAAGAGGGGCAUUCAGAUAAGUUACAGAAUGUAUGAUCUCCCAAUCACUUUAUAUACCAAACCUGUAUGGAAAACUGUGAAUCCCCAAAUUGAAGAGACUGUCCAAUUCACAGCCUUCAGUGCAUCUCAGAAGUUUCUGAAUUAUUUACAGACAAAUGCUCUCAUAGCUGAUUUGUGGGGCCUUCAAGAAGGCUGUGCUGAGCUGAGGUGCUCUCAGCUGGACCUCAUAGUCACAGGUGAAGGCCACAUCAUGCUAGACACCAAGAAACUUUCCAGUGUGAAGGACACAGGCCUGCCUACAUCAAAUCAGACACUGGAACUUUAUCUGAAGACGCUCAAGUUAGAGCAGGAGACGGAACUCCUCAGAAACAUAAACAGAACCCUAAGAAGGGAAAAUGUGUUUCUCAAGGAAUCACUGAAGAAAACUGGUUCUGGUCAACAAGCCCAUCAGCUUUCCAAUACCCUGAAGAUAACUCAGACCACAGGACGACUGCCAUCAGCCACUGAGAUUAAGCAAAUGUGCACUCAGCAAGCCGGCUGCAACAGAGACUUUGCCAAAGCUCUUAAGGCGUUCUACCAAAGCAUGAACAUGGCACGAGGGCGGUUUCUCAGACUGAGACAGUGUACACCCCCCGAAGAUGAUCAAAUGCUCCAGCCGUUUGUAUACCAACAGUCACAGAUGCUAAAGGACUUUGGGGACCUGCUUGAAUCCAGCCUGUGGAAACUGAAAAAUGACAUUGCUUUCAUAGUGAAAAAGAGAGAAUAUUUACUGCACAUCAAACAGUAAGGAUGCACAGAGUGAACCCUGCAAACACUUGAGCUCCAAGUUGUAAAGCUCACUGUGGAGACAAUGGGGCUUAAUUCACCCACUUAACCUAGUUCUACCUUUUUUAAUUGAAACAAUUUUCCUUCAGUUUGAUUUUAAAUCAUGAAAAUGAAACCACAUGCAGGAUGAAGGUGGAAUGAGAGACCAGAGGUAAAUGGUUAGCAGACUGAGCUCUGGGAUCAGAGCCCAGGGUUAAAUCCUGGUUAAGUCCAUCAUUUAUCAAUUUGAAGAUUUGGGGCAACUGACUUCCCCUCUCUAAGCCUGUCUUUUCUCAUCAUUAUAUGGAUACAUUAUCAGUAUUUACAGCAGAUGGUUAAUAAAUAUACAGCAGUGCCUCAGUUCACAAACACCAGUUUGUGAACAAAAGCGUCUGGCAAAAUUUUGCUUCUGUUCUCAAACUCUGCAUCGGGUGAUGAACACGACCACAGCCAUCUUCUCCACACAAACACAAAUGUGGCCAUCUUCUCCAGAAUUGUGGAACAAAUUAAGUUUGUGAACCAAGGUACCACUGUACACACUUGCACACAGAAGUGAUCAGUAAGCAUUUACCAUUAAAAUUUAGUUGUGGUGUUGUGGCUGCCUUGAUGUCCUGAAUUGAUUCAAAAUGUUUACCUUGCAUGGUCAUUUUGAUGUUGAGGAAAAGCCAGAAGUCACAUGGUAAAUAAGGUGGAUGAAGAUACACCAUAAUGUUUUGGGUUUUUUGGGUACUGGGGAUCGAACUCAGGUCCUUGCACAGCAGGUGGCAAAACCACUGAGCUAAAUCCCCGGCCCCUACACCAUAAUGUUUUUACAAGCCUGUAUUUCCUUACAUGGUACUUGGCAGCAGCAUUCACCAUAUUUUUUUUUUAAUCAUACUUUGUAAAGACAAGAAAGUGGCUUGUAUAACUGUUUCAGAAAGUGCCCAGAAUUAUGAGAUAAGUGUGUUUGAAGUGAGAGAAAGUAUUUUGAGGAGGGUUAAUAAUAAUGUCUCUUUUACUGUAAUACACUUUUAAAAAUUUAAACAUUCACUACAUAUACACAACAGAAUACUAUCUAGCCUUAAAAAAAAACAACAGGAUAUUCUGUUAUUCGUGAAAACAUGGCUGAACCUAAAGGGCACUAUUAAGUGAGAUAAGCUAGGCACAGAGAGGCAAACACCAUAUGAUCUUAUAUGUGGAAUCUAAAAAAGGAGAACUGACAGAAGGACAGAGGAGAACAGUAGCUACCAGGGGAUUAGGGGAGGGUGUAAAUGGGGAAAAGGAGAUGUUGGCCAAAGGGUACAAAGUUAUAGUUAGGAGGAAUAAGUUUGAGUGUUCUAUCCCACAGCAAACUACGAUAGUUAAUAGUAAUGUGUAUUUCAGAAUUGCUAAUAGGAUUUUAAAUGUUCCCACCAAAAAUAUGACAAAUAUUUGAGAUGAUAUUCCAAUUACUCUGCUCACUCUAUAAUGUAUACAUGUAGUGAAAUGUUAUCUUGUACCCCCCAUAUACAAUCACUUAUUGAUGAAAAUAAAAUUUAAAAAAGAAUCUUCCCUCUUUAAGUUAGACACCCCCCCAUCUUUAGUACUGACAGUACAGAAGAGUCUCCUAACAUGAAUAAUAUACUUCGAUAGAUCUCAUGCUCCUCAUUUAAGAGCAGAAAUUCAUAAAGGGCAGCUGUCUCUUUUACAUAAUAAACAACAUGAACACUACGUAUGUGUUUAUGAUUAAUGUAAUAGGAAAAGUCCUUCACCUUAU
Messenger RNA from Heterocephalus glaber (naked mole-rat), 4347 nucleotides. NCBI's taxonomy places the organism in Eukaryota, Metazoa, Chordata, Mammalia, Rodentia, Bathyergidae. The record is from RefSeq and is a predicted model, not a curated record.